Molecule: messenger RNA, 168 nt
Organism: Paramuricea clavata
Lineage: Eukaryota; Metazoa; Cnidaria; Anthozoa; Malacalcyonacea; Plexauridae
Source: the annotation of a GenBank genome assembly
AUGGCUGAAGGAAUGAACUGUUCUGACCAUGGUAAAGAAUCAUCAUUAUGUGAAUCAUGCGUGAUGGGAAAGCAACACCGCACACCAUUCCCAAAAGACUUUAAUUCCCGACACCGAGCAAGUGAACUGCUUGAAAUCAUUCAUACAGAUGUCCGUGGUCCUAUGCAU